Messenger RNA from Medioppia subpectinata, 1808 nucleotides. The record is from the annotation of a GenBank genome assembly. NCBI's taxonomy places the organism in Eukaryota, Metazoa, Arthropoda, Arachnida, Sarcoptiformes, Oppiidae.
AUGGUUUAUAACAGAAAUUAUUUUAUUCAUUUGUGUCAUUCAAUUGAUGUGAUUAUGGAUGAGAAGAGCGGUCUUCAGGAGAGGAAUACCGCCAAUCAAUACAUGGAUUCGUUUAAAUCAAAUCAAAACGUUUUCAUCUUAUUUGAUGUCUCCUUAAGACUUCUGAACCAAACCACCGAUGAGUUGAACACUAAGUCCGUUGUCUACAAAGUGUUUGGUCUGCAGACACUUGAAGUGGUCAUCAAAUUUCAUUGGAAUUCAAUCGAUGACAGUCUGAAGCAACAAAUCAAACAAUUGAUCCAAAACUGGUUUUUGGUUGACUUGUCUUCGGAUGAGGUUGUGGUGAAGGAAUGGCGACAUAUGAUGAACGGAUUGAGUCGAUGUGUUGUCGAAGUAGAGACCAAAUCCAAAGACGUGAAGAAUCUUCGCCGACACGCGUGUUCUCUAUUCAUUAAAAUAUGUCAAACAUAUCCAACACUAUUAGUCCCUUUAUUUCCAACCAUUAAAAGCUAUAUCCAAAGCGAAGCCUCAGAUUUACAGAAAUUGAGUCAAAUGGAAAGAUGCGCUUUAUAUGAAGGACUUGUGUUAAUCAGUAAUGAAUUUGAAGACAUCAAACAUCAGGAAGAGUUUAUUAGAGAAUUAAUUGCAUCUAUAAAUUGGAUCAAAGACUACAAAAUAAAUGCAUUGGAAUUUAUAUGCGAUAUCGGUCUUCACGUAGAGUCGAUAGACGAUAACACUUAUGGUCAAAAACGGGCUAAUAUUUUAUAUGUGGUGAAUCUUAUGUUGGAAUAUCAACACAAGUGUUACGAAAAUUACAAGAGUCUGGUGUACGCUGUGAUCACUGAAACAGAUAAACAACAUGUUUUAGAUAUUAUCUCUAAUAGUGAACACAUUACCACUAAAUCAGAUGCAUAUCGGAUGCAAUGGAAUGAAAUCAAAACCAAGAAUAGUUCAAUAGAGGAGGGCAUGAAAGACGAGAGCGAACCCAUUGAGGCUGAAGUGAUUUCCGAUCAAAUCAAUCGAUUUCUAGGCAAAGAGUUUAUUGAAUUAUUGGCAGUUAUUCUGAGCCCAACUAAAGGAAACUCUUCGGAUAUAAGUAGUGAUGUCUUCGACACAAAUAUCUCUGAAUUAGGAAACUAUUUAUUAAAUACCAUUCCAAACGUUAUUAUAUACCCGACCGCAAAGGCUCUCUCAUGGCUCGACUCAAACACCGCAUUAAAGACAUCGCAUUUGAAUGCAGUCCUCAUCAGAAAGAUAAUCAAAGACCAAAUGAUUCGCACAGAAGACGCCAUCUUUUUCCUAUUGGAACAAUUGAUUAACGGUUUGUCGUAUUUCGGAGAACACGAACAAAUUCAGUCCAUUCUCUUGGAUCUCAUUUUGAUUCUUUAUGAGGGAAUUGCCAUCAAAUUGGGCUUCUCUGCCAUUAAAGUGAGUUUGAGUGAAAUGAGUGGUUCCGACAUCAAUGAGUGGAACCAUUUCGAAGACAAACUCAUUAACUGCCAAAAAAUCAAAUUCACGGACAAAAAGAAGAAAGAAUUACUUCGAAAACUUGUUUCGCCACUAAUUGGAAAAAAUAUCGGACAGUUAUAUAAACACAAAAACAUUGAAAUCAAGAAUUUGAAGCCUAUUUUCUAUACCAAAAGCAGUCGUAUUAAUAAUUCAGUCGAAGACGACGUCUCUCUUUGUCUGCUAUUUAAUGACAACUAAAUAUCUCUUUUGAGUUUAAAUUGUAUUAUCAUUUUGAUUGCCAUUUUUAGUGAAAUAAAUUAUUUGUUGUAAAAUUUAUAUGAUUUAUCAAAGAAAAUGAC